UGGUUUUAUACCUUUGUUUAGUGGUCAGUCGUCAUCGAUGACAAUAUCGAGAACCAAUUCUCUCCUCCUCAUCAAACUUUAAAGUAACAAUCAUUUUCAGCAAGUAUUUCUUCUUCGAGAGUAUCAAGAACCCCACAUUUCACUCGACAAGAUUACUGUUUUUUCAAUUUAAUAUACCGUUUUAAUAAAUCAUACGGAUAUUUAUUUUGAAGUGUUUUUCAUUGAUGAUAUUUGAUUAUACAACAAGUUGCUCAAACGGAUCAAGCUUAGUUCAAGUGGGUGGCAUCUGUUUACUUACUAUAAAUAGAAACCAUAAUCCAAAACCAAUCCACAAGAAAAAAGAAUAGAGAGAAAAAAAUGGACUUUCAGAGGAUUCAAAUGACACCAUGGGAGUAUCUUCUAUCUUCUCGAGCUCUUAAUGGCUACCAAGUUACUCAAGAGAAUCAUAUUCGUUGGUCUCAGACUCCAGAUUCUCACAUUUUCUCUGUUGAUCUUCCUGGUUUGAGGAAAGAAGAAAUAAAAGUGGAAAUCGAAGAUUCCAUCUACUUAAUCAUACGCACGGAGACUACGGAAAGAUCCCCGGAACCACCGGUCAGGAGUUUCAAAAGGAAAUUCCGGUUACCGGAAUCGAUAGAUAUAACCGGGAUAUCAGCUGGUUAUGAAGACGGUGUGUUGACUGUGACUGUACCAAAGGUGGUUUUGAGAAGGAGGAGUUUCUUUAUUGAUCCUUCUGAUGUUCCUGAAAGUCUUCAAGUUCUUGCAAGAGCUGCUUAAACAAAGCUACUCUUGUUUCUUUAUUGAUCCUUCUGAUGUUACUGAAAGUCUUCCUUCUUGCAAGAGCUGCUUAAUAAGUAGCUUUUGUUUCUUCCUAUUUUUUAAUAGGAGUUUGAUCUUUGCUUCACAA
Molecule: messenger RNA, 904 nt
Organism: Raphanus sativus (radish)
Lineage: Eukaryota; Viridiplantae; Streptophyta; Magnoliopsida; Brassicales; Brassicaceae
Product: 15.4 kDa class V heat shock protein
Exons: 2
Coding region: 358-774 (138 amino acids)
Biological process (GO): response to hydrogen peroxide; response to heat; protein complex oligomerization
Source: RefSeq, a predicted model, not a curated record